GAGACUCUGAGGGUUGUGUGCUUAGAGGAAUCCAGCUGUAAGUAUUUACACGUUUCAUUUGUGGUGUUGAUGGCAGCUCACACUUUCUCUGCUGUUGAGGGUGUAAGUAAGACAAGUACAAGAAUAAGACAGUGAAAAGCACCAACAAAAAAAAAAUGGAAGAAAGGAAACGGAGAAUGGAAGAACUGCAAAGGCUUGUAGCAGAAUUUCAAAAUAAGAGACCUGAAGAUUUUAUCCUUCACCAUAAGGGUUACCAGUAUCCUGUUGCUCUGUGCAAGUUGGAGAAUUUACAGGCUCUUGAAAUCUUUGAAGCAAGGAGAGAAGAUGUAAUGUUGGUGACGUAUCCAAAAUGUGGAUUUAACUGGGCUAUUCAACUGCUUCAAAACAUAACGUCUGCUGCUCACCCUGAAAAUGAAGGAAAACCUGCCCUUGCAGUACCUAUGCUUGAAUUUACAUCACCAGAUAAAGUACAGGAAAUGAAGAGCUUCCCUUCCCCCAGAGUUUUUGGCACUCAUCUGCAUUAUGAUGAAAUUCCAGCAUCUUUCUUUAAGAACAGAACAAAGAUGGUUGUGGUAUUUAGGAACCCAAAAGACACAGCUGUGUCAUAUUUCCACUUCUGUAAUGGUAACCCACUGCUUCCGACAUGCAUUUCUUGGGAUGAGUUCUUCAACAAAUUCAUAGCAGGAGAUGUGUUUUGGGGUUCUUACUUUAGCCAUGCCAUUGCCUGGAAUGAGCACAUUGAUGAUGAAGAUGUCUUACUUCUUACUUUUGAAGAACUGAAAGAGGAUCUGAAAGGCGGAAUUAAAAAAAUUGCAGACUUUUAUGGAUUUUCACUAUCAGAAGAACAGAUACAAUCUGUUGCUGAUCGUGGUACUUUUAAAUCUAUGAAGGAAACUUCCAAAAAGACACAUUUCAACCUUAGUGAUGUGUUCUUCCGUAAAGGAGAAAUUGGUGACUGGAAGAACCAUUUUACUGAUCUUCAAAACAAAGAGAUGGACAAAAAAUUUGAAGAAUGUCUUGCAGGAACAAAGCUGGGUGCAAAGCUGAAAUACAAUUUAUACUGCAAGGCCUGAAUAUAAUAAUAUUUAAUGAUAGUUGCUUACAAUUAAAGUUAUAACUGAUAAUCA
Protopterus annectens (West African lungfish) is the source of this 1127-nucleotide messenger RNA. RefSeq names its product sulfotransferase 6B1-like. Gene Ontology annotation, biological process: sulfation. Bases 156 to 1073 code for a protein of 305 amino acids. Gene Ontology annotation, molecular function: sulfotransferase activity. Gene Ontology annotation, cellular component: cytoplasm. The transcript is spliced from 7 exons. The record is from RefSeq and is a predicted model, not a curated record. Lineage: Eukaryota; Metazoa; Chordata; Ceratodontiformes; Protopteridae.